AUGACCGUUUCAGCCGGAUCAUCCCUUAAGAUGUCGUGGUCCAGGGGAAAACAAUCUUCUGGUUGGACAGCUUUUGAUCUCAAGCAGAAAAACAAGAACAAUAUCGAAUCGGAAGUUGACAAGGAUCCUUUCCCACCUAUAGGCUCAUCUGGUUCUAUGCAGCAUGGUGAUAAGUUAGAGGGUGGGAAUGGCCAAAAGGCGGUGUUUGGUUAUGAUUCUGAUAAAAAAUCUUGUGGAACUACUGCUCAGGAAGACGUUAAUUUAGUUGCUAAAAAACUCAAAGAGCAGCAUCCUUGGGCUGAAAAUAGCUUGAUUGAUGAUAUCUUGGCUGCCGUUAAUAAUAGUGUUGAUAAGGCUGUGGCUUUAUUGGAAACAAUGGCCUCUGCAGACAAUUUCAAAGAAUGCAAAUUGUGGAGCUAUCUUCACUCAAGGCCAACUAAUUCUAAGACGGGUGAAAGUCACACUUUAGAAAUGGUCAAAGAUGACAUUCUAUUUAAUUCUAGUAUUGUUGAUCGUCUCCAAGAUAACGAUAAAGACUCGGAGAAUAGAAAUUCUUCCUCAGGUCAGAAGUUUUCUGAUGUCAGUAACCUGAAAUACAAAAUGGACCUCUUGAAUUCCAUUCCAGUCGAGCCUGAAUGGGAAGAGGACGACAUCUACAGCAGCCAUCGAAAGGAUGCAUUGAAGACAAUGAGGUCAGCAUCACGACAUUCUAAGGCAGCUGCCAACGCCUUUCUAAAAGGCGAACAUUUUUCAGCCCAACUACAUUCAUCGAGAGCUAGGGAGGAAUGGCAUAAUGCAGAAAAACUUAAUUCUGAGGCAGCCACUAAAAUUUUGAGUAUCAGGAAUAGUGAUAAUGAUAUCUCUAGAUUGGAUUUGCAUGGUCUUCAUGCAACCGAAGCAGUUCAAGCAUUGCAAGAGCAUCUUCGUAGAAUUGAAAGUCAAGGCUUCUCGAAAAGCUCAGCCCCUUCGAAUGGUGUGAAGAAGAAUGGCCGCGCACAUUCUCUAGGAUCUCUUAACUUCAUGGAAUGGGAAAAUUUAGAUAAGCCAUUAAGGCUUAGAUCAUUAGCUCUACAUGUCAUAACAGGCGUUGGCAAUCAUAGCCGAGGACAAGCUGCUCUUCCUACAGCUGUAAGAAGUUUUCUCAGUGAAAACAGAUACCGAUUUGAGGAGAUGAGACCAGGAGUAAUCACAGUGUGGCCCAAGUUUCGGCAGAGUUGA
This is a messenger RNA of Vicia faba (fava bean), 1218 nucleotides long. The record is from the annotation of a GenBank genome assembly. Lineage: Eukaryota; Viridiplantae; Streptophyta; Magnoliopsida; Fabales; Fabaceae.